Messenger RNA from Limulus polyphemus (Atlantic horseshoe crab), 1913 nucleotides. RefSeq names its product probable C-mannosyltransferase DPY19L1. NCBI's taxonomy places the organism in Eukaryota, Metazoa, Arthropoda, Merostomata, Xiphosura, Limulidae. The annotation marks the transcript as partial. The record is from RefSeq and is a predicted model, not a curated record. The transcript is spliced from 14 exons. Gene Ontology annotation, molecular function: mannosyltransferase activity. Gene Ontology annotation, cellular component: nuclear inner membrane.
AACUUGAAAUGUUUUCCAGGGCUCGGAGAUUUGGCAUAUUUCUAUAUAUCAGCUGUGUUCCUGUGGAACGGUUUAGUGAGUGCUACACUCUUUCUUUAUGGAUAUGUUUUAAGCGACUCGGUCGUUGGUGGCUUGCUAUCUGUGUCGUGCUUUUUCUUCAAUCAUGGUGAGUGUACAAGAGUACAGUGGACACCCCCACUGAGAGAGAGUUUUGCCUACCCUUUGUUUCUCUGUGAGAUGCUGACAGUUACCUUGACCUUGAGAUACCAGGAAAAACAGUGGAAGAAUGUGUUGGCGAUAGCCGUUAUUUCGGGUUGUUUCAUUUUGGCUUGGCAGUUUGCUCAGUUUGCUCUACUCACCCAAACUUUGGCAGUUCUAGGAGUCUACUUGGUGGGUCAAAUUUCAAAAUCCACAUUCCAAAGAAUUCUUCUAGGUCAGAUGGCUGGAUUGAUUCUCGGCUAUAGUCUGCUGUUUGGUAAUCAGAUGCUGUUGGCUUCUUUUUAUCCAACUGCUCUUAUAACCUGUUUUAUAAUCUGCAUGCUAGAACCACAGUUUAACAGACUGAAAUGGUCUGUUGUAAGAUGGGUUAGCCAACUCGUUGUUCUUGGUGUGGGAAGUGUUGGUCUUAAAGCUCUGUCGUCAGCUCUUCUACGGGUUAAAGAUGAUGCUCAUAUUUGGAAUAUUUUAAGAUCAAAAUUCUCAAACUAUAGAGAUUUCCACACCAUGCUAUACACUUGCGCGGUGGAGUUUGACUUCAUGGAAAAAGAGACUCCUCUUCGGUUGGCAAAAACUCUGGUUUUGCCCAUGGCAUUUCUAGUCAUCGUAGUUGUAACAGUACAGGUAGCGUACAAUAUUCUUCAGCUUUGUGCUUUCACCAUAAUGGCUGUGUUGAUCAUGAGACUGAAACUGUUUUUCACACCACAACUCUGCCUUAUAGUCUCCCUGCUGUCGUCCAGAAAGUUUUUUGGCUUUAUUCAUUCCAUUAAACUUCACUACGCCGGUACAGCCAUCAUCCUUUGCUUAAUGAGCAUUCAGGGAAUACAAAACAUCCAGCAUCAACGUAGCAUCCUUGGAGAAUACAGUAAUCCUUCGCUAGAGGAGCUUAUUGAAUGGGUCAAUAGUACUACGUCCCAAGAUGCUGUUUUUGCUGGACCAAUGCCAACUAUGGCAAAUUUAAUGCUGUCAUCGAGACGUCCAAUCAUCAAUCAUCCUCAUUACGAAGAUGCCGGUUUAAGGGAGCGGACACAGAAAGUUUACACCAUUUACAGCCGUAAGUCUCCAGAUGAAACGUACCAUCAGCUGAAAAAACUAGGUGCUCAAUUUGUCGUUCUUGACACUAAAUGGUGUUUUGGUAAAAGUAGGGAGGGAUGUGGAAUGGGAGACGUGUGGGAUGUGGAGGAUCCUGUUAAUCGGAAUCAAGAAAUGGUGUGUCAGCGGCUUUUGAGAAAACCUUUGCCUUUCAAGCAGGUUUUUCGCAACAACGAAUACGCUGUUUUGAAGCUCUAGGUGCUGCCUUUUGUGUGUGUGUGUGUGACGUUUGGAAUGUCGAAACAGAAGUAACUUUUUUGAUACGCAGAGCCAACUUACAAGUUGCUGAUUUAAUAGUGUUAUAAAAAUAAAUUUGGCAAUGCAAGGUUACACAACCUCAAAGAGAACUUUGUAUUUUUUUUUGCUCUUUGUUACUAAUAUAUAUGUUGAAUUUCUUGUUUGCAAAAUAAGGUACUUACUUUUUCAGUCUGUUGCUUUGAAUGUGAAUAUCUGUCGAGCAAGUGCGUUUUCUUUACUGGCGGGAAAUGAAGUUAAUUAUAUAUUAUAACAAAGAAAUUAGCAAUUAGUAUGUAUCUUAGUUUACAUGAACACGUUUAACACCCACACUGCCAAAGGUUUGAAGAUUUACUUUGAUUUAAUUUCUU